This is a messenger RNA of Penicillium daleae, 840 nucleotides long. Its product is annotated as Saf4/Yju2 family protein. Gene Ontology annotation, biological process: mRNA splicing, via spliceosome. Bases 1 to 840 code for a protein of 279 amino acids. Gene Ontology annotation, cellular component: U2-type catalytic step 1 spliceosome. The record is from RefSeq and is a predicted model, not a curated record. Lineage: Eukaryota; Fungi; Ascomycota; Eurotiomycetes; Eurotiales; Aspergillaceae. The transcript is spliced from 2 exons.
AUGUCCGAGCGAAAGGUCUUGACCAAGUACUACCCUCCCGACUUCGAUCCGUCGGCGAUCGGGCGCACCCCCAAGCAUCUGCGCCAGAAGGGUCCCAAGGUCAUCACGGUCCGACUGAUGGCCCCGUUUCCCAUGAAAUGUACCAACUGCGGCGAAUACAUCUAUCGUGGGCGCAAGUUCAAUGCUCGCAAGCAGACACUUGAAGAGAAAUAUCUCAACAUCCCGAUCUAUCGGUUCUUCAUCCGCUGCACGCGAUGCAGCGGUGAGAUCACCUUCCGUACAGACCCAAAGAACAUGGACUAUGAAUGCGAGAAAGGAGCUAAGCGAAACUUCGAGCCGUGGCGAGACGGCAAGGAUGGAAAAUACAACGAGACCGAGGAGGAAACGCUCGAUCGACUCGAGCGUGAGGAAAAUGAGCAAGAGGAACAGCUGGAACGGGAUAAGAUGGCUGAGUUGGAGGAGAAGAUGCAAGACUCGAAGCGGGAGAUGGCGAUUGCAGAUGCGCUCGAUGAGAUUCGAACGAGGAAUGCGCGUAUCGCACGAAACCAGGGUUUGGAGGACGAGGUUGCUCUGGAUCUCAUCCACAACGAGGUCGAUGAGGCGAAGUUGCGGGAAGAGAAGGAGGAUGAGGAAGCAGCGCGGAGGGCUUUCAUGACUGCUUCCGGCGAGAGAGUCAAGCGUAUUGUGCACGAGGAGGAACUGGCCGCACCAGGACCCUCACAGACGAAGACUGCCCAGGCCCAGAUGCCUCCACCUUCAACAUCUUUCGCCCGAGUCAAGAAGGCUAAGAAGCCCGGUGUGAACGGCUUGGGUAUUAAGAAGAAGCCAUCCCUGGUCUAA